CUUUGCUACUGACGACAAUGCCAACCAAUAAGGUGGCUGCAAGGGUCCGCGGGCUUUGGGAGUGGUUGGAAGCGAUCCGCCAAAUUCAAAUCGAGACAGACAAGGGAAAAGUUUGGGGUUUUGGGAACCCGGAAAGCGUGUGCAACAAAAUUAAGGAGGCUCUUCAGAAUGUCGUCUUCUAUGGUCCACGGCGUGGAAUCCGCGGUGACUGCCGUGUGGCGUGCGCACGCGGUCCUGGACGAGUCGGACGGGGCGGACAGCUCCCCUGAAGCUCCGGACCGCUUUCGGAAGCUCCGCUCCUCCACGUCCCUGAACUCCCUGCGCAUGUCGCUGCGGAAACGGCUGCCCCUGCGCUCCAUUCAGUCCAACGUGGAGGACACGCCCACCUGGGAGACCCUGGAUACGAACCGGAAGCCCAGCGCGGUCAGCCUCCUCACACGCAGCGCCCGGAACUCCAUCGGGACCGCCUACCAGAAGCUGCAGAAGAUCCGUGCUCCCAGGGAAGAGUGCCUGGUGGCAACGCCAGGCAAGACCCCCGAAUGCGAGGACAGCAGCUGGCCAAGGAGGAGCCAGGCCGCCCAUACCCCCUGCAAACCUGCCGCUGCCGCCUUGGCCACGGUCACGCCCAAACGCGGCCCGCAGCGAACUCCCAGGUCGGCCACCAAGCGGACGCCUCGGGCCAGUCGCACGCCAAAAUCGGGCGGGCCCUGCCAGGGCGUGAGGCCCGGCAACUCCAGGAGACAGCUGGUGCGAAUGGCAGCGCUGAGAAGCCCGUUCGCCUCUCCCAACACCAUGAGCAACAGGAGGAAGUUUGACCGGGACCUGGAGUCUGUGUCCAGCGGCCUCAGGAAACUGAAACGUCUCUCUCAGGCCUUCGAUGAUGUCAUCGGCAGGGAUGACCGGGUCCAGGCCGCGGAACGCUGCCGGGGGGUCAAUGUGAGCAGUAACGGUCCGACGCAGAGGGACCCGCCCUCCAAGAUCACCAGAGCCUCCAUCCGGUGCAGAACCCAGAGAAUGAGGGAGACCAUGGGCAGCUGGACAAGCGUGGCUUUGUCCAGCAUCCACAAAACCACCUGAAACGGGUAUCGGCUCUGAGUCUGUUCUUCCUCAUCUGUCAGUCUGUUUACUCUCUCUAAGCGUGUGUGUGUGUCAUAUACAGGGAAAAUGUAUCCUCUUAUUGUUUACCAUCUGUUUAUCUGUGAGUUAUAACGGUUUUUCUUUCUUUGUUGUGUUACCCACCUUGCCAAGGUAGUGUUCCGCGAAGCUGGAUUGAGCAGUUAGCCAACUAACCUUCGUAAUUAUUUUUUUAUGUUAUGUCAAAACUUUCCACCAAUCCGAUUUCAUCCAAUGAAACUAUUUUUGAAAGUUAGUGGGCUCCUUGAUCAUGCUUUUCGAAAUACUCCCGAAGGAAAAAUGUGUAUACAUAUUACAUAUUAGUGUACUCUGCAUAUACCAAAAGAGGAACCUUGAAUUUAAGGUGAAUUUAAGUCAAGAAUAAUUAUCUGGUGUACUUUAAUGUAGAGUUGUACAGGGAUCACAUAGCUUAUUAAAAGAACCGUCCUUUUUAUAGCAACAGUUCUGAAUAGUGCUCUUAAUGUGGCCAUGCUAUAAAUUAGUUUCAUAUCGUUUACAUAUGGCAAACUUAAGUUUCUCACAUUGUCUGAAGAUUAUCAUUGCCAAAGCAUUAAUGUUUCAUCUGUGUAUGUCAGAUUGUCCUUGAGACAGUUUUGAGAUUUACCAUCCCCAUUAAUGUGCUAGCUAUGUGCUGCUGUGCUUAUGAUGAGUCGUAAUUUCUCAAUGUUCACUUUCAGUAUAAAAAUAUUGACUGAAAUACCUGAAAAUUAGAUUUUAUGUUGGCCAGGGAAAACAUUUAGAAACGUCCAGCCUGUGUGUAUGCAGAACUUGUUGAAAAGUGAGUUUACGUGCCGUUCUUCCCCGUUUUACUGUCUCCAUGUCCUCCAACGUUUAUGUCGGUCAGAUUGUUGAUCUGAGACCGAUGUCUGAAGAAUUUAAUCCCGGAAGUCCCUCUAUACCAAUAUUUUCUCAGCUUUGGCCUGGGGGUCCACUGGUGCUCGUCACAGCCAAUAUCUUGGAUCAAUUAAGGUUGUUGAAAAAAUGUUUAAGUUCCUACAUAAUUGCAUAUUUUCACUUAUGCCAGCAUAGUUCAGGUUUGACCAUUUAGUCUGUCAUUAAUAGUUCAGUUUCAGUGACCAAACUUUCAGCAAUUUAGACCCAAAUGACCCCAGUCUAUAAUUGAAUCAAUUAAAAAAUAACAGGAAUCAUUUGUCAUACAACGCAUUACAGAAAAUUAGAGCAUUAGUUAUGGAAAAUGAUUAAAAUUCUGGAAUGUAAAUGUGGAUCCUUUAUUCUUUAUGGCGUGCAGAGCUAUUUCUGGCGUUAUGUGACCUAAAGAGGGCAAACCAUCCUUCAAUAGACAUUAAGUGUUUAAUUAAGAACAAUUAACAUCCCAUUUACUUUACAGAGGUUGCAAUUAUGGUGGGAGUGAAAAGCAGCACACAGUGGGUCCCCGGCAUUGAGUUUAUAAACUCCCUCUCUACAGUCCUACAGUACAUAUUCCUUACCUUAAACUCCCUCAGUAUGUAAUCCCAACCUGUGUUUUGGAUUCAGGUAAAAUGUGACAUAGCAUAAAAAAGCUAACAUUAAUAUGAAAUGUCAUGAAGACAUUGAAGCAUUCUAUAGGGAAGCAUAUUACUGAAAUAUAUAGAGCUAACAGUUUGUGUGAGUGCAAUUUUUUUUAUAUAAAAGAAUUGUAUAUUUUUGUAUGAAUUUUUGUAUUCUGAUAGGGUUUUGGUUACACACAAUUCUAAUCUAGCCCAGCUAAGACUGAUUGUUACACACCCCCAAGCGCCAUUUAAAAAAGCAGUUGCCGUUAAAUGUUGUAUUUCCAAUACAAGUCACACUGAAGGUGUCAAAGGUGUUUACACGCUUUAAUUGAUUAACUGUUAAGGACAUUAGUAAUUGAUGUGGCCUUGGUGUGCAACUGAAAGCCUCUGUUUGACGUCAAUGUUACACGUGUCUAAUGCUUUCCCCAUCAGGCCCAACUGAUGAAGGAGCAACGAUAAUGUUACAGAUCAGCUAGUAUGGGUUUUACUGUGUUAUGCAUGGGUCCUGUGGGGACUUUAGCCUUUGGUGUAUAUUCUGGCAGCUGUACCGACUGAUGGGUAACUUAUCAGAAAGGUCUACAGCAGCAAAUUAUUUCCUCUUCAAGGAAAAAUGUAACCCGCUGUUGAGUGAUAUUGUACAAUAAAUCAUUCAAUCAUUUAUUUUA
Molecule: messenger RNA, 3289 nt
Organism: Anguilla rostrata (American eel)
Lineage: Eukaryota; Metazoa; Chordata; Actinopteri; Anguilliformes; Anguillidae
Product: protein PIMREG-like
Exons: 5
Coding region: 169-1077 (302 amino acids)
Source: RefSeq, a predicted model, not a curated record